AUGAACUCCACUUUGAGCGGCACCAAAGACUACGAAAUAUUUUUAGACAACCACGUAGUUAUCUAUUUGCACGAUGGUCGCUAUAUGUACGGUGUGUUGCGGUCAUUUGACCAAUUCAACAAUAUCACGCUGGAACAAACCGUUUGCAGAAUAUUUGUUGGCGAUGAGUAUGCGGAGCGGAGACUUGGCCUUUACAUUAUCAGGGGAGAAAACAUCAUUCUGAUAGGAGUGAGUCGAAUUAAACUGCGCGAUCUGGUGAAGAGAGACUAUGAAUACGUAGAAAACAAAUUGACAGAGGUAUGCCAGAACAGAAAAAUAUAAAAUAUAGAGAAACACUAAAU
This is a messenger RNA of Vavraia culicis subsp. floridensis, 341 nucleotides long. RefSeq lists its product as uncharacterized. Gene Ontology annotation, molecular function: RNA cap binding. The record is from RefSeq and is a predicted model, not a curated record. The transcript has a single exon. Gene Ontology annotation, biological process: deadenylation-dependent decapping of nuclear-transcribed mRNA. Lineage: Eukaryota; Fungi; Microsporidia; Pleistophoridae. The coding region runs from base 1 to 321 and encodes 106 amino acids. Gene Ontology annotation, cellular component: Lsm1-7-Pat1 complex; P-body.